Molecule: messenger RNA, 2201 nt
Organism: Blastomyces gilchristii SLH14081
Lineage: Eukaryota; Fungi; Ascomycota; Eurotiomycetes; Onygenales; Ajellomycetaceae
Product: acetyltransferase
Exons: 2
Coding region: 572-1798 (408 amino acids)
Cellular component (GO): endomembrane system
Molecular function (GO): acyltransferase activity
Source: RefSeq, a predicted model, not a curated record
ACAACUUGUAAGCAUGGUUCAGUCCACCGGCCGGAUCCUUAGUCAGUCCUUAUGUAACUCAUGCCUCAAUCGAGCUGUUGGAGCUAGCUCAGGCUGUACAUCCGGGUACAUCCAUCCAACUGUCCCCAGCAUGUAGCAUAAUAAUACUCUUUAUUAUUCUUCAAAAAUCAUGGUUUUGCAGUCUCAUGUUCCACCGUGUCUUGUUCGCUGCUCCUCCGCCUUUGGGCUCUCCAAGUUGUGACCUUGCUUUCGUCGGGCCUCGAGAUCAGAAAGUUGGUCCUCCCCCACCUAUAUCGAGCUAUAUCAAGCAGCUCUCACCGACAAUCUUGAGCUGGCAAGCCUCGUUUUCCAAGGCAUCUAACCCCUCAGCUCUUUCUUAAGGCAAGCUCGUGGUGGCCCAGGCUAUUUCUUCUCGCUACCAACCCGUUUUACCCCAACCAUAGCAACAGCAGAUCUAUAUUUAACAUUAACAAUAAUACACUUUUAACAAACUUCCUCCCAGAAAAAUACUCAAGAGUUUGCAAAGAACGACUUGCUCCUAGCUCUUAGUUUCCGGCGCCUAGCAGACAGCAUGGAUGGCGUCUCUGGGAAAGUGCUGGGCCACGUCCACCAACGCCCAGCGGCAAAUUAUGGCCUGACCAUUCAAAUUCUCCGCAGCCUAGCUCUCCUGACCUGGUUCAACUGCUGCUGCGUCUGCAUUGUCGCUACCCAGCUCGUGGGUGCCCCUCUCUAUUUUAUCCACCGCCAGUACUUCAACUCCUACAUGGCCAUGACGAAACGCUCCUUUGGCAUCGCCAUCACCGCUCUGACGGAAUGGGGUUGCCCGACGCCUAUCCGGGUCAGUGGGGACAAGAGUGUGCAAGGCCAGUUCUCCCUGACAAAGGAUGGUAAUGUGGAAACCUCGUUUCCCGAACGAAUGGUUCUGAUUGCCAACCAUCAGGUCUACACCGAUUGGCUGUACCUGUGGUGGUUCUCCUACACCUCUCAGAUGCACGGCCAUAUAUACAUCAUACUCAAAGAGUCGCUGAAAUAUAUUCCCCUGAUUGGCCAAGGGAUGAUGUUCUACGGCUUCAUUUUCAUGGCGAGAAAGUGGAUUUCGGAUAAACCUCGGUUGCAGCAUCGCCUCGAGAAACUGAAAACGGUCCAUGAGGAGGGUAGAUCUGGUUCACGGGUUCUGGACCCGAUGUGGCUCCUGAUAUUUCCUGAGGGUACGAAUCUGUCACGGAAUACGAAACGGAUCAGUGACGCAUACGGUGCGAAGCAAGGGAUCCCGCCGUUGCGUCACCAGAUUCUGCCACGUUCAACAGGCUUGUUUUUCUGUUUGCAACAGCUCAAGGGGACUAUUUAUUGGGUGUAUGAUUGUACAGUUGGCUAUGAGGGACCACCAAAGGGCAGCUAUCCAGACGCCUACUUCACCAUUCGCUCGACUUAUCUAAAAGGCCGCCCUCCUAAAGUUGUAAACUUCUACUGGAGACGUUUUGCCGUUGCCGCGAUUCCCUUGGAUGACCAAAAGGAGUUCGAGGCAUGGAUACACGAGCGCUGGCUCGAGAAAGACGACCUCCUUGAACGGUUUUACGAAACGGGCCGGUUCCCGCCCUGCGAGUGGGAACCUUCCUCGAACGGUGAUUUACAGAAACAAAACGAAGAUGGCGCUAGUGUAAAGCCCAACAACCCAAGCUAUUAUGAGUCUGCAGUCAAGCUAACGUGGUGGGGGGAGUCGCUCCAGAUUUUUGCUGUUCUAGUUGGUCUUGGCGCUUUCUUUUGUCUAUUCCCUAGGUUUUGGAGAGUUGGGACUUGAUCUGUUUGUCUCUCUCAUUUCUUUAUUCUUUUGAAUUUUCUCAUGACGUGGUGUGCUGGUGGAAUAUACCCUUGUUGAACGGAGCUGUUUCUUUUUGGAAAGGAUAUCUACUUUUCUUCCGGUUUUUGGGCUCUCUCUCGUUUUUUCCCCUCUCUAAUAGAGCGGUAAUGAUUUAAGCGGGUUAACUUGAAGCAUAUUUUGGGACACUCUCGUCUUAUGAUUUAUACCAAAUGACGCUUCAUACCUCACAUUUGAGCACUCUUCACUCGGGUUUUUUUAAGAAGCCAUGGGCAGCGGAACAGCGAACCAGUUUUGGUCGUUGGUUUAAAUAAUUGUCUAUUUAAUAAGAAUCAAUCAAUACAAUCCAACGAUGUUACUAUCUAUGUUAAUUUGGCUGCUAAUA